CAAGUAUCAUAUGACCUUACUAAGCCAAUUAAAACAGAAUACAGACGCAGGAAGUGUUGGGAAGCCAGGUUCUGUCCUAUUGUGUAACUGGGUCGGUGAAAUGUAUUUCUGGCCUGAAGCAGGAACGAUGGACUGGGGUUUUAUUGACUGAGGAUCAUAUGAUAUGGUGCAGUAGGCAAGUGGAAAUGUUUUACAAUAAAAUACUCCCAAGCAAUUAAGUAGAAAUGAUGCAGUCCAAGACUCUCAAAGGAUAAAUAUAAAAAAAAAAACAGGUUGCUUAAUAUAUAUAUAUUGGAAGAGCAGCCAUGGGAGUUCAAGGACUUUGGAAGCUUUUGGAGUGUUCGGGAAGACCAAUUAAUCCAGGAACACUAGAAGGAAAAAUCCUUGCUGUUGAUAUCAGCAUUUGGCUCAAUCAAGCUGUAAAAGGUGCUAGAGACCGACAAGGAAAUGCUAUCCAAAAUGCUCAUUUACUGACCUUAUUCCACCGGCUUUGCAAGCUCUUAUUUUUCAGAAUUCGACCUAUAUUUGUGUUUGAUGGAGAAGCUCCUUUGCUGAAGAGACAAACUCUUGCAAAAAGGAGGCAGAGAACAGACAAGGCAAGUAAUGAUGCAAGGAAAACAAGUGAAAAGCUGCUGAGAACCUUCUUGAAAAGACAAGCAAUAAAAGCUGCCCUAUCAGGAAAUAAGCAGAGCAAUGAAGAAUUGCCAAGCUUCUCCCAAGUUCCUAGGAAGGAGACUGAAGACUUGUAUAUUCUGCCUCCGUUGGAAGAUAAUGAGAACAAUAGCUCUGAAGAAGAGGAGGAGAGAGAAUGGGAGGAAAGAAUGAAUCAAAAACAGAGGCUGCAGGAAGAUUUUUUUGCCAAUCCCAGCUCUGUGGAUAUAGAAUCUGAAGAGUUCAAAAGCCUUCCUCCAGAGGUAAAGCAUGAGAUCCUGACUGACAUGAAGGAUUUUACAAAAAGAAGGAGAACAUUGUUUGAAGCCAUGCCCGAGGAUUCCAGCGAUUUCUCCCAGUACCAGCUGAAAGGUCUGCUGAAAAAAAACGAUCUGAACAAGUGCAUUGAUAACGUGCGAAAGGAGCUGAACCAGCAGUACUCUGGGGAAGUCCAAGCUCAGUUUGAGUCCGAAGGAGGCUUUCUGAAAGAGGUGGAAACCCGCCGUCUGGUCUCUGAGGACGAUUCUCAUUACAUUCUAAUUAAAGGAAUUCAGUCAAAACAGGAAGAGAAAAAAGUUGAUUCUCCUCCACAGUCCAUUACCUUUAAUUCCUCUCAAACUCCCAAAACGUACCUUGAUUUAAAACUAGCUUCUGCUCACAAAACAAAACCUUUACAAACCAGUUCUGCUGAAGCAGCACCCCCUUCUCCAAGGACACUCUUUGCUAUCCAAGAGGCAAUGGCGGAGAGCUGGGAUCAUGAAAAACACGAGAAGCCUUCUGUGUCUGGCUGUGAAGCAGAAGGGAAUGUAUCACCCAGGACCCUACAAGCAAUUUAUCAGGUUCUUGCAGAGGAUGAAGCAGGGGAGAGUAAUAAGAUAAAGGUGGUUCUGCAAAGUGAUGAAGAGAGGAAACCUAAAACAAAGGUACUAGUAAUAAGCAGUUCAGAUGAAGAGGAUGAUUGCUUAAACUAUCAGGAUGGAACAAAAACUACUCUUGGAGCCUCUUUAAUAAAGAGUAUUUCACCCAGUUCUAUGCAGUGUCAAGAAUCUACUGCAGACAGUCUGCCGAACUACACACGUUCUAAACCUGUCUCACAAAUAGAGGAGCCAAUGGCUGACCAUAAUCUGCAAGGUGAUAAUUGUAAUGUCCCUAAUGCCAAAGAUAAAUUAAUUGUUCCACCUUCGUUGGGCAAUGUUGACAAACCUAUUAUUUUGAGUAACACGAUUCCAGUUAAUUCUGAAUUCCGAAUCCCGUUACUUCCUGUGAAUAUGAGCAUGCGAGAAACUGUAAUAAUUCCUAACAACACUGGUAGCUUGGGCUCUUCCAGAUAUAUUAGCCUAGAAAGAGAUGCCACAAAGCAAGGUUUUUCUGACAAUCCAGUUGGGGAUUUAGUGAGGAGUCCAGAUGAACCUGCCCUGAACGCCUCAUCAGCCUUGAGUGACCGCAAAACCUCUGCUACUCAGUCGUUAUUAUGUAACAACAUCGAGUGCACGGAGCAAAGUAUGGUUCAAGGUUGUAGUAAUACCCUGGAUGUUACACAGGCUACGCAACCUUCAGGAGGAUCAGAGGUGAAUAAACCUGCAGAGUACAAUCCACAGGUUAAGAAAGUAUUUGGCAGCAAUGACUCAAGUGCCAUGUAUGUGCCAAUGACCCCUGAAAGUAUAAUUGUUAGUGAUGAGGAGUUUGUUAAUGAGAAGAAGGAGGACUCUGAUUCAGAUGACAGUUUCAUUGAAGUGGACAGUGAAUUUAGCACUAGCAACUCCCAACAUGUGGUAUUUAAAGAGCCAGGAGAUACACGUGAAACUGCAACUAACUUUCAGGCAGUUGAAGAAGGUAAUUCUGGAAGUCAAGACAUCCCCCUUGAACAUGAUAGUGGAGAACCACAUGAACAGUCAAACAGUGAAGAGUCGAAAGAUUUGGAUGACGUUAGCAACGAAUGGCAAGACAUUAGUGUGGAGGAACUUGAAUCACUUGAGAACAAUCUGUAUGUUCAGCAAACAUCUCUCCAAGCUCAGCGGCAACAGCAGGAACGUAUAGCUGCCACUGUUACAGGACAGAUGUGCCUAGAAAGCCAGGAGUUGCUACAGUUGUUUGGCAUCCCAUACAUUGUAGCCCCCAUGGAGGCAGAAGCUCAGUGUGCCAUCUUGGAUCUUACUGACCAAACAUCCGGAACAAUCACAGAUGAUAGUGAUAUAUGGCUUUUUGGGGCACGACAUGUGUACAAGAAUUUCUUUUCUCAAAAUAAACACGUUGAGUACUACCAGUAUGCGGAUAUUCACAAUCAGCUUGGUUUAGACCGGUCAAAGCUAAUAAAUUUAGCAUACUUGUUGGGAAGUGAUUACACAGAAGGGAUCCCGACAGUCGGUUACGUGUCGGCUAUGGAAAUCCUGAACGAGUUCCCUGGGCAAGGCCUGGAACCUCUUGUAAAGUUUAAAGAAUGGUGGAGUGAAGCUCAAAAGGAUAAGAAAAUGAGGCCUAAUCCAAACGAUACUAAAGUGAAAAAGAAACUGCGGCUCUUGGAGCUCCAGCAGAGCUUUCCAAAUCCAGCUGUAGCCAGUGCAUAUCUAAAGCCUGUGGUGGAUGAAUCAAAAAGUGCUUUCUCCUGGGGACGACCAGACCUAGAACAGAUCAGAGAAUUCUGUGAGAGCCGCUUUGGCUGGUAUCGGUUAAAGACUGAUGAAGUGCUGCUGCCGGUGCUGAAGCAAUUAAAUGCACAACAGACUCAGCUUCGAAUAGAUUCAUUUUUCAGGUUGGAACAGCAUGAAGCCGCUUGUUUAAAGAGCCAGCGAUUGCGCAGGGCUGUAACUUGCAUGAAAAGAAAGGAAAGAGACGUGGAAGCAGAAGAAGUAGAAGCAGCUGUUGCAGUCAUGGAGAGAGAAUGCACAAAUCAACGUAAAGGUCAAAAGACAAAUACAAAAUCCCAAGGUACGAAAAGGAGAAAGCCAACAGAAUGUUCUCAGGAGGAUCAGGAUCCUGGAGGGGGAUUUAUUGGCAUUGAGUUGAAAACGUUAUCUUCUAAAGCAUAUUCUUCAGAUGGAUCCAGCAGUGAUGCAGAAGACCUGCCCUCUGGCCUAAUUGAUAAGCAGAGUCAAAGUGGCAUAGUUGGCAGACAAAAAGCAAGUAACAAAGUAGAAAGUAGUAGUUCAAGCGACGAUGAAGACAGAACAGUCAUGGUUACGGCAAAACCUGUAUUUCAGGGCAAAAAAACUAAAUCAAAAUCUAUGAAAGAAACUGUGAAAAGAAAAUGAAUUCUCCUACAUAUUAACAGUGUGAUUUUGCUUUUUACAAAUACAUGGGAUCAGUCUUAACUAGAUGUGUAUCAUUGCUUGACUUCAUUAAAUUCAUAUUUAUAAAUAA
Messenger RNA from Xenopus laevis (African clawed frog), 4008 nucleotides. RefSeq names its product excision repair cross-complementation group 5 L homeolog (gene ercc5.L). Bases 306 to 3899 code for a protein of 1197 amino acids. Gene Ontology annotation, molecular function: hydrolase activity, acting on ester bonds; endonuclease activity; nuclease activity. Gene Ontology annotation, cellular component: chromosome; nucleus. NCBI's taxonomy places the organism in Eukaryota, Metazoa, Chordata, Amphibia, Anura, Pipidae. The transcript has 18 exons. The record is from RefSeq and is a predicted model, not a curated record. Gene Ontology annotation, biological process: response to UV; nucleotide-excision repair.